Cajanus cajan (pigeon pea) is the source of this 1029-nucleotide messenger RNA. Its product is annotated as Mitochondrial transcription termination factor family protein. Gene Ontology annotation, molecular function: double-stranded DNA binding. The record is from RefSeq and is a predicted model, not a curated record. Lineage: Eukaryota; Viridiplantae; Streptophyta; Magnoliopsida; Fabales; Fabaceae. Gene Ontology annotation, biological process: regulation of DNA-templated transcription.
AUUUGAGUGGAUAAAUGGGGUCCAAAGGGAAAAAUAACGAUAUUAUCCUUAUAUCUUAUCAGAAGCAGAAAUGCUCCUCCGUUACUCUCUGCAUCUCCCAAUUGUAUCUUCUCACUCACGGAACUCUAACCGCAACCCCAACACGAGCGGUUACAUAAAGUUCCGAACGAGGUACCGCGAAAACCUGCGAUACCUUCGAGCCUUAACCAUAAUCGAUCCUAAAACCAAUCCCGAGGAUCUCCCUCUCCCCAACGACGUGGACCACAUCAUCGACACCAUCACAUUCCUCAAGUCUCGCUCCUUCUCCGACGCCGAUAUUCCCCGCCUCAACUUCCUCACUCCUCAGCUCUUCACCACCGCCGUCCUCCCCUCCGACAUAGCCGCCGUAUUCCGCUUCCUCGCCGACGACCUCGGUGCCAACGAAUCGGAGUCCCGCGGUCUGGUCGUCCGCUGCCCCAAACUCCUCUUCUCCCACGUCGACCUCUGCCUCCGACCCACGUUGCAAUUCCUCCGCCAGGUUGGAAUUGGCGAGCUGAACCGGCCCACGACCCGGAACGCACACUUGUUAAACACGCGUGUUGAUAAGCUUCACGCAAAGGUUCAGUUCCUUCAGGAGUUGGGCUUUUCGUAUGAGGAGGCUCUCAGGGCUUGUGCCAGGUUACCGGCCAUUUUUGGGUACGACGUGGAGAACAAUCUGUGGCCCAAAUAUGUGUACCUUGUCAAGGAAAUGGAGAGGGAUUUGGAGGAGUUGAAGAACUUUCCUCAGUACUUUGCCUUCAGUUUGAAGGACAGGAUUGUGCCAAGACACUUGCAUUUGAAGGAGAGGGGUCUUAGGAUUCCCUUGAACAGAAUGUUGAUGUGGGGUGAUCAAAACUUCUAUGCCAAGUGGAAGUGAACUCACCUAGUAAACUUCAAACUCAUCAUAUAGAAACAAUUGUUGUUUGUAUAUUUGUACAAGAUGAAAGAUCUCUUAGAAUGUGAGAAGCUAACAUAUUAACAAUAAAUUUCAAGGAUUUACACUUUCUUAAA